Messenger RNA from Tetrahymena thermophila SB210, 1008 nucleotides. Its product is annotated as luc7 amine-terminal protein. The transcript is spliced from 8 exons. Gene Ontology annotation, cellular component: U2-type prespliceosome; U1 snRNP. The record is from RefSeq and is a predicted model, not a curated record. Gene Ontology annotation, biological process: mRNA splice site recognition. Gene Ontology annotation, molecular function: mRNA binding. Lineage: Eukaryota; Ciliophora; Oligohymenophorea; Hymenostomatida; Tetrahymenidae.
AAAAUUUAUAAAUUAUUAAUUUAGAAAAAAAUCUUUAUCAAAGAUAAAAUAGUUAAAAAGAUAAAAAAAAUGGAUCAAUAAAAACUACUUUUAGAUUAAUUUUUUGGUGUUGAUAGAAAUCUUUCUAAAAAUGAAAGAAAUAAAAAGAAGGAGCAUUACAGUGAUAAAGAAGUAUGCAUUUUCUAUUUAGUUAGUUAGGAUAUUUGCUACAAAGACAUCUUCCCAAACACUCCCUAUGACGAUGGUCCUUGCAAGUCUAGACAUGAUGAAUUUUUUAAGCGUUAAUUUUAAGAUGAUUCUGAAGAGAAAAGAGCUGAAUUCGAAUAUACAAUUACUAAGUAAGUUAUAGAUUAUAUUUAGAAGAAAAUAGACGAUAUCGAUCAUAAAGUUUAGAAAAAUAAAUAAUUUUCAGAAAAGAAAAAUACUUCUGAUAUCGAGCGUCCAAAGGAAAUCUAAGACAAAAUAGAUUCGUAUGAAGCUUUAAUUAAGCAAAAAAUUGAAUUGAGUAAAGAACUAGGUGACUAGGGAGAAAUCGAAUAAGCUGAAAAGCUUUCUGAUGAAGCUGAAUAAUAUAGAAUUCAAAGAGAUUUACUUAUUAACAGUCACGAUAACAAUCCUUCAAACAGUGGUCUUGCAUAGAAAGAAGUUUGUGAUAUCUGUGGUGCUUGGAAAAUUACAAAUGAUAAGGAUAAAAGAGCUUAAACACAUUUAGAAGGAAAGAUUCACUAAGGUUUCUAAUUGCUAAGAGAUGAGCUUAUUCGCUUGAAGAAUAAAAAAGAAAGCUUAAAAUAACUUUUGAAAAGAUUGGACAAAGAAAAAGAGAAAAAGAAGAGAUCAUCUAAAAGCAAAUCUAAAGAUAGAAAAAGGGAAAAAGAUAGAGAUAGAGAAAGAGAUAGAUCAUCUGGUAAAUCAAGAAGAGACAGAUCUCGUGAUAGAUCAGGAUCUAGUAGAAAGAACAAGAAGAGAAGCAGUUCAAGAGGAAAAGACAAAAAAGGAGGCAGAAGAUGA